AUGGCUGAGAGAACGGGAUAUGCCUGGAAGCCUUCUCCGGCAAAUAUCCUAACCCGCAACUUCGAGUUGAAGCGAAACAUCUUCGGACGCUCGUUUCCAGAGUAG
Molecule: messenger RNA, 105 nt
Organism: Parastagonospora nodorum SN15
Lineage: Eukaryota; Fungi; Ascomycota; Dothideomycetes; Pleosporales; Phaeosphaeriaceae
Exons: 2
Coding region: 1-105 (34 amino acids)
Source: RefSeq, a predicted model, not a curated record